This is a messenger RNA of Plasmodium cynomolgi strain B, 1059 nucleotides long. Its product is annotated as merozoite surface protein 7. Lineage: Eukaryota; Apicomplexa; Aconoidasida; Haemosporida; Plasmodiidae. The record is from RefSeq and is a predicted model, not a curated record. The transcript has 2 exons. The coding region runs from base 1 to 1059 and encodes 352 amino acids.
AUGAAUUACAAAGCUGCUGCCUGUAUUUCGGCCGUUUUGCUUUUACUAAACUGCAAAACUGCAAAAACCAGAUCAACCAAAAUUUCAGCAAACAAUCAAUUCAACGCCACCAUUGGAUUGUUAAAGAAUGAAUUUGAUUAUUUAAAUACUCAGAACGGAAGUGGCGUUGAGACCACCUGGACUAAUUUCCCCAAAGGUUUCGAAUUCCUCCGGGAAAAAUUAGAACAGGAAGAGAAAGCAAAAAAUGCAUUCACAACUGACAAGGAGGAGCACAUUUCCACAGAGGAGGAACUAACUGUCCAGGACGAACAAAUCAAAAACAACGCAGAAGCUUCCCAUGGAGAUAUAUUUAUGAAUAUCCCUCAAUGGGGAAACAAACCCAACAAUUUUGGACAAAAAAAGAGGCUAUGCAGAAUGUUAGCCGAAAAAAAACCACAACCUCCAGCUGGAGGUCUUAGGGGAAAAGCAGGCGCUAAGCCAACAUUAUUCAAGCCCCCCACGGGAUUAAAACCAGGAACGCCUUGGAGUCCUGCGUCACCGGCACCAAAAGGUGGUAGCAAAAAAGAAAAAGGUAGUGCAAAAUCAGAUGAUGAAGACGACGAAGAGGAGGAGGAGGACGAUGAUGAAGAUGGUGAUGGACAGGGUUUAUUUGGUGAAUAUGACCAAUUGCUCAGUGGCCUUGGUGCUGGAAAUCCCCUUUUACAAGGUUUUCUAGCUGCAACUAAUGGUGCAGGUGGUAUGGCUGGUGCGGCUGGUAUGGCUGGUGCAGCUGCUGCUGCUGCUACUGGGCUGAGUGGAAAUCAAAAAUUUCCUUCUUCUCGACAUGGGCUCCCAUGGGGUGGAAGAACGGAUUUCUUCAAAGGUAGACUUCAGUAUUCAUCCAAGGGUAUUAAAAGAACUGGUUGGGGUAAAUUUUGUUAUUUCUUCAAGAAUUUAUUGUGCUGUUUGUUUAUAUUUGCAACAAAAACGCCAAUGUUAGCUGGACCUUUGGGAGGUGUUUUGGACAACCCACUUGUUGGAAGUGUGAUAGAUUUAGUCAACGCUGGUAUGAUGAUGUGA